Messenger RNA from Eurytemora carolleeae, 1624 nucleotides. RefSeq lists its product as uncharacterized. The coding region runs from base 12 to 1421 and encodes 469 amino acids. The record is from RefSeq and is a predicted model, not a curated record. NCBI's taxonomy places the organism in Eukaryota, Metazoa, Arthropoda, Copepoda, Calanoida, Temoridae. The transcript has 16 exons.
UACCAAGAUUUAUGAUGAUCUCCAAGUGUUCAUCAGCAUUCACAUAUUGGGAUAUACACAAACAGAAGUAUAAAGGUCUAUGGUCAACUUAUUCUUCAACUGUAGUUUACAAGGGAGAAGAGAAGAACAUGGAACCAGACUCCUUUUUCUAUCAAACUUUAAGGGUUGGAUAUAAUAACUGGAGAGAGAUCUUCAAUGUGGACAAUGAAACAAAUGAAAUAGACACAGCAACUAUUGAGGGAAAUCUUCUAACAGCAUUUAUAGGGUUGUAUCAGUUAAAGGUUAUCCUUUUAAACAAUUUUAAAGUAUGGGGCAGAUUGGAUGAAAAUACUGGAAAAUGGGAUGGAACUGUGGGAAUGGUGAGUGGUAGAAAUCUUUUUAUUAGAAUUAGUGCUUUAAGAUCAAUGACACAGGUCGGAUAUGGCAAGGCUGAUGUUGGAGUUUGUGGUAUUGCAUAUACCUUCGGAAGAUCAAAACUUGUUGACUGUACCAUGGGACGGAGAUUAGGUGGAGAAGGAUGGUCAACUCAGUUUCCACAGAAGAAACCUGCAUAUGAAAACCUUCUAAAGGUAUUUGACAAGUACACUUGGCUUGGUAUUCUAGUAAGCUUGAUAUCUGUGGAUAUGGCCAUUCUGCUAAUUUCAAUGAUGAUUAAAACACUUGGAUUUAAACAGCCUGACUGUGUGUUAGUGGUUCUGAUGCCCUUCUCUCUUCUCAAUGCUGAAGGAAUGCCUGACUGGUUUAUUUUUUGCAAAAAACGAGUGUACUCUGGAAGUAUACUUCUUCUCACCUGGGCUUUGGCAUCUUUACUGGUGACAAUGGGGUUCUCUUGCAACCUUAGGGCCAUGCUGUUAUUUCCAUCCUGGGACCCCUUUCUUGAUACAUCUGCUCAAAUGGCUGAGAGGGACAUGGUAAUUCUUUGUUUUAUUGAAUUCCUUUAUUUUGGAGAUUUGUUUAAGACUGUGGUGUGGGAGAGUGAUUUCAUGGUCUUUUAUGACAAAAUUAAGAGAUCUGAAGAUCCUGAUAUUAUUAAAUUAAUGACUACUGCCAGAAUUGUUUCUAACAAGGAAGAAGUGAAUGAUGUUAUUGCUGAUAAAGGAUUAAAGAAUUUAGUUUUUUAUACUCCGUUUUUGCUUCCUGAGAGCUAUGAUUUCUAUGAAAGUGAUGAAAAAAUAGCCCAAGCCUAUGUUGGUGGUUGGAUUAUACAGAAAAAAUCAAUUUGGGCAGAAGUUAUUAAUCAUUUUGUUGGUAUAACUUAUCAGGCUGCAUUUGAAGAGUAUUUGUAUACCAGAUAUGAGCUGAAAGAGCCAAAAUAUGUUCAGGAGGAAACCUUGGAAAAGCUGGGUUUGGAACAUUUAGCAGUGGCGUUUCUAAUUCUUGGGAUUGGACUAGGAACUUCCAUUCUAGGAAUAAUGGACUGAAAACUUUUUAAUUUAAGUAUAAAGAAAAUAAAAAUCUAUAAACUACUUAUCUUAUGAAAUCAACAUCAAUUAACAAUCCAAUGAAUUUCUUGCGUUUUAAUCCAUUAAUAAAUAUCAGUCUUUUGUGUGGAACUAGUCUACUAUAUGAAACAAAACAAUAUGUAAACAUUUGAAAUCGCUCUCAAAUACAUGAUUGUAUUCUU